Pseudomyrmex gracilis is the source of this 1367-nucleotide messenger RNA. It is a transcript of the gene Rrp45, whose product is annotated as exosome complex component rrp45. The transcript has 9 exons. Bases 103 to 1278 code for a protein of 391 amino acids. Gene Ontology annotation, biological process: U1 snRNA 3'-end processing; exonucleolytic trimming to generate mature 3'-end of 5.8S rRNA from tricistronic rRNA transcript (SSU-rRNA, 5.8S rRNA, LSU-rRNA); nuclear mRNA surveillance. Gene Ontology annotation, cellular component: cytoplasmic exosome (RNase complex); nuclear exosome (RNase complex). NCBI's taxonomy places the organism in Eukaryota, Metazoa, Arthropoda, Insecta, Hymenoptera, Formicidae. The record is from RefSeq and is a predicted model, not a curated record.
UCCAAAUCUCUUUUCAUUUUCAACCCUACCUCUCGAGACUUUACUUAGAAAUUGCGAACGAAAUUUUAUAAACAACAUAUAGCAGAGUGAAAAUAUUCGAAGAUGAAAGAAACUCCGCUUACAAAUUGUGAGCGAAAUUUCAUAAACAAAUGUAUAGAAACAGAAACGAGAUUAGAUGGAAGAGGGUUGUUGCAACCACGUCAACUAACGAUCCACUUUGGAUCCAACUGGGGAUGUUGUAUGGUAUCUCUUGGACAUACAAAAGCAGUGGCACAAGUAUCGUGUGAUAUUCAUCAGCCAAAAAUAUCUCGUCCUAAUGAAGGCAUAAUGUACAUAAAUGUUGAGCUUACUCCAUUAGCAGCUCAACAUUUUGAAAGUGGACGCCAAUCUGAAGCAGCUAUACUGAUCAGCAGGCAGUUAGAGAAAUGUUUCAAGGAUUCAAAGUGCAUAGACUUGGAAUCUCUCUGUAUUGUAGCAGAUAAAAAGGUAUGGAACUUGAGAGUCGACGUUAAUAUUAUAAAUCAUGAUGGAAAUUUAAUUGACUGCGCAUCCAUAGCAACACUUGCUGCUCUCAUGCAUUUUCAUAGGCCAGAUGUUACCUCAACUGGCGAAGAAGUCAUUAUACAUCCGGCUUCCGAAAAAGAUUUUCUUCCAUUAACAUUAUUCCAUUAUCCAGUUUGCGUAUCUUUCAUAACAUUUGAAAGUGGCAACACCAUAAUGGAUCCCACACACAUCGAAGAAAGAGUUGGUGUUGCUGAGCUCACUCUCGGUAUGAAUUCAUACAGAGAACUUUGUAGCUUGCACUUUGAUUACUUAACAAAAACGAUGAAGGUCGAAGAUGUAAUAUCUGCCGUUUCUAGUCACGCGGCAAAUUAUGCGGAAACACUGGUGCGACAAAUCAGGGAGGCAGUAGCCAGAGAUGUACAAUCACGAUACAAAAAAGAUACCAGCAACGUAUGUAGGUUUAAAGAAAGUAUUCAGAUCAAUAAACUCACAACAACGAUCGGUGAUCGUAUCAGCAUUAAAUUACGUAAAUGGGACGCAACAGAUUUGGCUGAAGAUGAUCUGAUGGAGAUAGAAGAAGAUCUAGACAAAAGUCGCAUCGUAAAAUAUGAAGAAGGAUCCGCAGACUUGAUAUCAGAUUCUGACAUUUUGAUCAAAAAACAGAGUCCUGACAGUUCCAACGACUCUAGCAGUACGUACGACUCUGAUACGGAUAAUCAGAGUCUUGUUGAUUUGCCGAAAAAAGAACCAAAUUUCGCGGACGAUAGCGAUUGAAGUUCACAGGUGACGCGAUGUAAGAGAGGAGGUAACAGUUAAAUAAAUAAUGAAAUAAAUUUGGAGAUUUCACACACUUGGAUUGAUUA